Molecule: messenger RNA, 1420 nt
Organism: Daucus carota subsp. sativus
Lineage: Eukaryota; Viridiplantae; Streptophyta; Magnoliopsida; Apiales; Apiaceae
Product: protein SCO1 homolog 2, mitochondrial
Exons: 7
Coding region: 250-1056 (268 amino acids)
Biological process (GO): mitochondrial respiratory chain complex IV assembly
Source: RefSeq, a predicted model, not a curated record
ACAAUAACUUGGACAAGAAUUUUUGUUGCACGAGAAACCAAUACGGCGACGUGUUGCCUUGUCAUCUUCAUCACUUUUAUCAUGCCUCACCGAAAAAAUCAACUAAACCCAGACAGUAAAAUAGAGAUUUUGGGUUUGCUAGCUUGUUAAAUAGGCGGUAAUGCGAUAUAUACAAAACACACACGAUUCUCAAUUUCUUGAUAAGACGAGCUCCUCUUUUCCACUGAAAGAAAAAUUAAUUUAGAAGUUAUGUUUUCUUCACGCCUUCUCUUCUCCUCGUUGAGAAAUCGCUCUGCAGUAAUUUCAAAUUCACUUGCGCGGUUUGAUUGUUCAAAGAGAUUUCAUAGUUCAAGAUACUUAAGAUCAGUUAGACAAACUAAUCAACAUCUGAUGGGCACCACGACACAAAGGACUCAGUCAGGGUCAUGGACAUCCUAUGUUAUUCCACCUAUAAUUCUAGGUGGAAUCGGUGGCGUUGCAUAUCUCAUCCACUAUAAUGAUGAGAGAAGAGUCAUAUUGAAAGGAGAUGCAGUGAAUUGUGGAAUAAAUUCGACCAAGGGACCGGUAAUUGGCGGUCCUUUUAAUCUAAUUGAUACUGAGGGCCGAUCUAUUUCUGAACAUAACCUUCUUGGAAACUGGGUUCUUCUCUACUUUGGUUAUACAUCCUCUCCUGAUGUUGGGCCAGCAGAAGUAGAAAAAAUGUCAAAGGCUGUCAAUAUAUUAGAGUCCAAACAAGAUCUGAAGGUUCUUCCAGUGUUUGUUACUAUUGAUCCACAACGUGACAACCCUUCACAACUUCGUGCUUAUCUGAAAGAAUUUGACUCAAGAAUCGUGGGACUGACGGGAUCAGUUGCUGCUAUAAAAGAUAUGGCACGGGAAUACAGAGUAUACUACAAGAAGGUGGAAGAGGAUGGAGAUGACUACCUUGUUGAUUCAUCUCACAACAUGUAUCUGAUGAACCCAAAACUUAAAGUAUUAAGGUGCUUUGGGCUAGAGUAUAGUGCAGAUGAACUAUCGGAGUCUAUUCUUAAGGAAAUGAAGUCAGACGGAAUUUAAUAGAUGCAUAUUGAGAUACAAGCAUUUGGAAUUUUGACAUGAGUUCUACUGAUACCGCUGGAAAGAAAGCCUACCCAUUUACACUGAUGUUUCACAUGAUUAGAAACUAUGCAAUACUUUCUUGUUAACCAUAUGAGGUUUUAAGUGCAAGUUUUUGUUUUUAAUUACAUAUGCACUUGCACUGCAUCUGGUUGGAGGAAUGAAAUGGACACUUGUGCCUGGUUUUUCGUUCAUCCUCCAUUUUAUUUGAAAAUUAAAAUUAGAUUUCUAACUUUCAGUUUACAGAUAAAUGUUUGUCUUCUUCUAUCACAGCCUUCACAAUUCUUAUUGUAAAUAUAUAUAUUUGGGCAAUGUAUUACUCCUA